This is a messenger RNA of Gavialis gangeticus (Gharial), 2641 nucleotides long. RefSeq lists its product as uncharacterized. The record is from RefSeq and is a predicted model, not a curated record. NCBI's taxonomy places the organism in Eukaryota, Metazoa, Chordata, Crocodylia, Gavialidae. The transcript has 7 exons. The coding region runs from base 163 to 1059 and encodes 298 amino acids.
UGUUUUUUCUGUCUUUCUGUUUUAAAAAAAAAAUCAAAGUUGGCAGAGCCGCUGAAGACGCUUGAAAUUCUAGAGGAGAAUAUAAGCCACAGAAAUUAUUUCGGUGCAGCCAGAGAAUUAAGAAAGCUGCAGCAAAAGAUCAAAAAUAUCCUGGAUGACUGGAUGGAGUAUUAUCGAAUGGCUUUGGGAACUGACUCAGACAUUCACAAAAUGCCUGAUCUUACUCCAAGAACCUUAAGAAAAUGCCAGAAUCAGUCUGUACAUAUUCCCUUGGCUAACUCAACUGUAUGGAGACCACAGGAAGAGAGGAGAGAGGAGAGUACAGCUGCCAAGUCAGAAAGCCCACUUCUGCUGGAUUGUUUCCAGUUAGCUCCUGCUUGCAACAUGCAGUGGGAGCCAUCACCUUAUUCUCCAAGAGUUUCCACGUUACUAACCAGCAGUAUCAAUGUAGAUGCAACACAUGUGACUCAGUUCAAUUUAAAUAAAAGCACACUUAUAUUACAGAACUUCUACAGUUCAUGUGAUAAUGUAUCCAUUAGUGCUUGCCCUGCUGUCCUUCGGAGAAGAAUGAUGGGGCAGGAAGGAAAGAUAUGUAGGUGCAGUAAUCAUCAGAUGCCAUGUGUGUCAGACCUGGAGUACGAUCAUCUUAUUAACAACCAGAUGUCUUCCCAGGAACAAAUCUUAGUGGUCUGUAUAUCUUCUUCAUUGCAAACAAAUGAGGAUCCUAGUGAAGACGAAUUAGAGCAGCUAUAUGAUAAAAAGAACAGGAACAGAAGUAUGCCUUGUGUUCAGGGUCGUCUGGACUCCUUCCGCCUCCUUAAAUAUGACAUCACCACUGCAGAUGAAUUUACAGGUCAUAAAGGCUCAUUAUUGGUACAAAGGCAUAAUGUUGCUCCUGGCAUGUUUUUGAUGUACAUUCAAGGAAAGCUUCUUUUUGCCAACUAUAUUUUCAAUGGAUACAGCAAGUCCGUGAAAGACCUUCAAAAACAAAUAGCUAAGACCAGGAGUGAUUACCGCAUGGGCUACUGUUUACCGAAAGAUUUCAAAUUCAGUUCAUAGCUCCAGGGGUGCUCCAGAAGUACCAAGCAGAGAACAGCAGCUGAAAGUUCAGUUUUUCUCAAGCAAUCUGAGCAUGUGGCCUGGAGGUUAAGUUAACACAAGCUCUGAAAGACUGUCUGUCGUUGUACAGAAGACUCCCAAAUCAGAGAGUGAAGCAGGAAUGGGAGUGAAAAUAAAAUCAACCAUUUACAAUACAUGCUAUGAAGCAGUCAUUGGGAACCAUCUCUUACUCUUCUUUUAUUCAAACUGCAGUAGUAUCCCAGAGCCACAACUGGAUCAGAAUCACAGGAUAGUAGCUACAAGCACAAAUGCCCCUAAGCCCCAACAGUGAUUAACCUUUAUGUCUUAUGUGGUGUGAUCAUUGUCUAUUUAGUGCUCCUGCUGAUGGCUUGGAAACAGAAACCAAAAAAUAACAAUUGCACACUGAUGACAAAAGGACGUGGGAUAAUUCCCCCACCUCCCUCAAUACAGUGAGGAACUCUUUGUAUAGUAAAUCUUAGCUAACUCUCAGACAUAUCAGAACAGUGUCUCUCUUUUUAUAUGCUUGCUUAGCUUGUCCUGCCAAUAAAAGCCUUAUGGAGCUGAACUGAACAAUGGCAGAAAAUAGUAGCUAAUCAGAUUACAGUUGUAUUUUCACUCAAGGAAACCUGUGUAUACCUAAAACAAAUACCGGAGAAGUAAAGAUCUAGGUAUUAGAUAUGGUAGUUAAUACACCCAGAUUGGUUUACCUCUGCUUCCAUGAAGUCAGAGGCAAACUCUUACUGAUUUGAAUGGGGGCAGAAUUAUGCCAACACAGCUUUUUUAACACCCCCACCCCUUUAAGCAACUGGAGAGGUUAUCUUUGCCUAUGGUAGGCUCGAUUUAUGCCCUUAUCUAAACUAUUAUUUUCCUAAGUACUUCCUACCACUGCCCAAUCGCUAGUGCAUCACAGAUGUAUAUGUGUAAAGGGUCUGUGCUAGUACAGGCAGACUACUGAUGAGAGUCAUCUAGAACAGUUCUUAGCAUGACACAUUUGUUAGAUUAGUGACAUCUGAUCUACAGUUACAACUUUAUUGUUGCUGUCACUUACGGCAGUGGAACAGUAGGAUAUUUUUGGAAAAGUGCUGACAUAGAGACAGCCUACAAGGUGCUUGAGUGUGAAUGUUAGUAUGUCCAUCCAAACUAGAGAAAAGCCUGUACGAGGAAAUGUUGGGAAGAGAAAUGCCACACAAAGUUUCUGAAGCAGGGAAGAUCUAAGUAACAGUCCUGUAAUGUCUAUUAAGCAUGAGCAAGCUGAUUCAAGCUGAUUCAGAUAAAUUGCAGACAUCCCCCAAGCAACUGAGGCUGAACCUUCUGGAUUUCAACUCCUAAUACCCUCUCCCUCUUUUUUGCACACGACUGUGUUUUUAGCGGUUGGGGCAGGAAAGAAGGCAUGUUACCAUGAAACUCAUAGUGUUUUCAGCCCAAAUGAAACCACAGGCAGUGGAAGGGAGUGCUAAUGGGGCUUAGCCCCCCCCCAAAAUAUGGGGCAGAGGUAGGGCUGAAAGGCAGCCUGGCCUUGGGUUUCUGGCACUGCAGCAGGGGUGGGGAAGGAUGUGCAUGC